This is a messenger RNA of Verticillium alfalfae VaMs.102, 1034 nucleotides long. RefSeq lists its product as hypothetical. The record is from RefSeq and is a predicted model, not a curated record. The transcript is spliced from 2 exons. Lineage: Eukaryota; Fungi; Ascomycota; Sordariomycetes; Glomerellales; Plectosphaerellaceae. The coding region runs from base 60 to 1034 and encodes 324 amino acids.
GGUCCAGACCCAGGCGGAAGGGACUCGACGAGUCUGGCCCUCUGGCAAUCUCCAUCAGGAUGCCUCUUCAUCUCCUAGGAAAGAAGUCUUGGAACGUGUACAACGCGGACAACAUUGCCCGUGUCCGCCGUGAUGAGGCAGCCGCCAAAGCCUCCGAAGAAGCUGAGGAGCAGCGCAUGCAAGAAGUCGAUGCAGAGCGUCGACUAGCCAUUUUGCGCGGCGAAGAGCCUCCGCCUCUACCGGAACCUAGCCCUGAACAAGCCGUCGUUCGGCGCGAUCGCCAUGCCUCGGGUCACGAGCGCAAGAAGCGGAAACGCACUGGCGAGGACGAUACGGACUUUGAACUACGAAUCGCUCAGGAACGAUCUGCUGUGGUCCGAGCACACGGAGAAGAUGUCUCGCAAAGGAAAACAAGCAGCGCGCCGAUUGUGGAUCGGAACGGACACAUUGAUCUGUUUGGCGAGGAGCGCAAGGCAAACCGACGUUCAGAGAAGAACGAAGAGGCGGAGAAAGAGGCUGAAAAGAAGAAGCGUGAAUACGAGGACCAAUACAGGAUGCGUCUGUCGAGCGCCCCGGGCCGUGGAGGCAUGUUGAACCCCUGGUACUCCAAGACAGCCGACGACGGAGCACAGCCAGAUGGGUUCCAGGCAUCUGAGAAGGACGUCUGGGGCAACGAAGACCCUGGGCGCAAGAAGCGGGCAGCAGACAGGAUUACCUCCAGUGACCCGCUAGCCCUGAUGAAGCGAGGGGCUGCCAAGGUGAGGGAAGUUAAGAAUGAAAGGCAGAAACUACAGCAAGAGAGGGACACGGAGCUCGAGAAAAUGCGGCGAGACGACAGGCGCAGAGAGAGGCGUGAGCGAGAUGAGAGACGUUCUGAAAGGCGGCAUCGCGACCGAAAACGUGAUGGGGUGGGUGAACUCGACGGUCACGAAGAGAAUCGCGACCGUCGCGAGUCUCGACACCACGACCGCAGGAGACCUUCAUCGAGUGCGCGACACCAGCAGGACGAAGGACAUCGUCAACGCGACUAUUGA